AUGAAAUUAGCAAAAUUAACAAACGAUUGUUUUUUAGAAAUUAUCAAAAACUUUGAAUAUGAUCACCACACUUUAUAUAACUGCCUCUUGGUUAAUCGCUUAUUUUGUCGCUUUAUUGUGCCUCUGUUAUGGGCUAACCCUUUUUAUAAUAGUUCUAAAUAUUCGAUAAAUGUUAUAUCUAUUUUUCUUAUUUAUCUUGAUGAAAAUAAAAAACAUAAAUUGACUUCAAACAAGUAUCAGGCCGAUCUAUCAUGUACACAUAUUUUCCAAAAAACUUUAUUUGAAUAUGCUGACUUUUUAGAGACUUAUUCUAACUUCGAAAUAAGAAAUGUCAUAUCAUCAUGGUAUCAAUAUACUCAAGAUAUAUCUAAGCCUAGUUUAGAAAUAGCAACAUUAAUGGCUAUCCAAAGCAUGUUGUUUCGAAGAUGUAAGAGAAUCAAGAAAUUCUACAUUUUAGUAGCUGAAGAUAGCUCAUCAUUUCCUUUAAUUCCUGUCUCAUGGUACUUUUCUUCUGAAUUGAAAGAAUGCGAAUUUAAAUUUAUUUCUUCGAAUAGUCGACAUUGUAUGAAUGUAUACAAUUAUAUUAACUUAAUUUCUAUAAGCAACAAAAGAAUUCAAACCAUUCGAAUUAUGAAUUGUAACGAAGCUAUGCAACCAUAUUGUCGAGAGCCAUUAUUAAAUUUAAUUAGUGCUCAAACUGAACUCAAAGAACUUGAAUUGAUUUAUUAUUUCCCUUUUAAUUUUACACCUUUUAUGCGACAAAAAAAGUUUCAAAACUUUAGAAAACUAAUUUUAGAUGGAAUUAAGUUUGACAAAGAUAAUCUUGCAAAUUGUGCACCAAAUUUAGAGAAUUUAUUAAUAAAGAAUUCUUUCGGAAAUCCUUUUGAAGAAAGCAAAAAUAAUUUACAUAAUCUCCAAAGACUGGAAUUAGAAGGCAAUGAAAUAGGAUUAAAUAGAAUUGUGCUAAAGGCAAAGAGUGAAUCAUUAAAAUUUUUUAGAAUAAAGAAGAGAGAAUUAAGCAUUGAAGUAAAAGAGGAAUUUAUUUUGUUGCUUAGUCAAAAUUAUCCAAACAUAACUACUUUAAGUUAUAUAACUGACAAUCUUAUUUUCUCUUCAACACUUAAAAUAUUUAAAAAACUUUAUAAACUACAAAUAGAAGGAUUUGCUUAUUAUGAUCUGACUUCUUAUAAUAAUCAGGAUUAUUUGCGAGCUAUAGUUAGAAAUUUGCCUAACUCUUUAAAAAUUCUUGACUUACUCAAUUUUGAUGAUUAUAGUCAUGAAAACUUGAAUUGUUUUUUACAAGAUUUCGAUGUAGUAAGAGUAAAGUUAGAAGUUCUUAUAUUACCUUUUGAUAUUGAGAUUGAUUUACUUCCAAAUUUAAAAAUAUUUAUUGAAAAUGCUAAAUAUCUAAGGCAUAUAGAAAUAUUACGAUCUGAAAAUUACAAUACAGAAAAACAAAAAGACAGUGAAAGAGAGAUAAUUGAACUUUGUCGUGUUAGGAAUAUAAAAUGCAUAUUAAAUUAUCAAUGA
This is a messenger RNA of Racocetra fulgida, 1530 nucleotides long. The record is from the annotation of a GenBank genome assembly. NCBI's taxonomy places the organism in Eukaryota, Fungi, Glomeromycota, Glomeromycetes, Diversisporales, Gigasporaceae.